Messenger RNA from Trichosurus vulpecula (common brushtail), 4697 nucleotides. It is a transcript of the gene ATG13, whose product is annotated as autophagy related 13. Gene Ontology annotation, cellular component: cytosol; Atg1/ULK1 kinase complex; extrinsic component of membrane. The transcript is spliced from 18 exons. The coding region runs from base 294 to 1946 and encodes 550 amino acids. NCBI's taxonomy places the organism in Eukaryota, Metazoa, Chordata, Mammalia, Diprotodontia, Phalangeridae. Gene Ontology annotation, biological process: piecemeal microautophagy of the nucleus; autophagosome assembly; mitophagy. The record is from RefSeq and is a predicted model, not a curated record.
GCGAAGCGGAUGAAAACAAACAGCAGCGAUGGCGGCGCCUGGAGCCGGGAGGCCUCGGGGCUGGAGCCGGAGCCGGAGCAGCGCGUGACGAGCCUGAGCCGGGAGGCGGUGGGACCCGCAGCGCGGAGGCCGGGGAGCACAGGCGGCCGGACUUGAGCCGAGGCAGACGCAGAGCCCCGCGGCCCACGAGGAGGGAGGCUCCGGGCGCCCAGCGGCGGGGCCCAGGCCGAGGCUGGAGGAGGCGCCCCGGGCCCCGGAAUGCGAGCCCCGAGCCCCACAGAUUUGUGUAUGCAAUGGACGCUGAUCUCAGUUCCCAGGACAGGAAGGACCUGGACAAGUUCAUCAAAUUUUUUGCCCUGAAGACGGUCCAAGUGAUAGUCCAGGCACGUUUGGGAGAAAAGAUUUGUACUCGCUCGUCAUCUUCCCCAACAGGAUCUGACUGGUUCAACUUGGCCAUCAAGGAUAUCCCAGAGGUCACACAUGAGGCCAAGAAAGCCCUGGCGGGGCAGCUUCCCGCCGUGGGGAGGUCGAUGUGCGUGGAAAUCUCACUCAAGACUUCAGAGGGAGAUUCCAUGGAACUAGAAAUUUGGUGUCUUGAAAUGAAUGAAAAGUGCGACAAAGAAAUUAAAGUUUCCUACACUGUGUACAAUAGGCUGUCAUUACUGCUGAAGUCUCUGCUCGCCAUCACUAGAGUGACACCAGCCUACCAACUCUCCAGGAAACAGGGUCGUGAAUAUGUCAUACUCUACAGGAUAUACUUUGGAGAAGUCCAAUUGAAUGGCUUAGGAGAAGGUUUCCAGACAGUCCGAGUUGGCACAGUAGGCACCCCUGUGGGCACUAUCACUCUGUCCUGUGCCUACAGAAUUAACCUCGCCUUCAUGUCUACCAGGCAGUUUGAGAGGACCCCACCUAUCAUGGGGAUUGUCAUUGAUCAUUUUGUGGACCGUCCCUACCCCAGCUCCUCGCCCAUGCACCCCUGCAACUACAGGACGGCUGGUGAGGAUGCCGGGGUGGCAUACCCGUCUGUGGAGGACUCUCAGGAAGUCUGCACCACCUCUUUCUCAACCUCCCCUCCAUCCCAGUGUGUGUUCACUGUUAGUAAGGCACAUUUUCAGACCCCUACUCCAGUGGUGACGGAUACCCUGAGGGUCCCCAUGGCAGGACUGGCCUUUUCCCACCAACUCGCCAGCUCCCGCCUUUCCUAUCAGCCCGCUGCUCUGGGAGUUGGAUCAGCUGAGCUGGCCCAUCCAGUGGUCUUUGCUGCUGGCUCGAGUGCUGCCCACCCUCAUCAGUUAAUGGUUCCAGGGAAGGAAGGUGGGGUGCCCCUGGCUCCCAGCCAGCCUGCCCAUGGCACCCAGGCCGACCAUGAGAAGAUGGCAACCUUUACCCCUUCUGAUGGUGCCCACUACAUAGUCACUCCUUCCAGCAGUGAAGACACUGAAACUGUUUCCAACAGCAGUGAAGGCCGAGGCUCCCCCCAUGACGUUCUGGAGGCCAUCUUGGUUCGGAAGGUGGGAGCGCUUGUCAACAAUUCACUGGAUCAGGUAACAAUGACCAAUUUGGACAUCCCCUUUGCCAUGUUUGCUCCCAAGAACUUUGAGCUUGAGGAUAAUGAUCCCAUGGUAAAUCCUCCUGAUUCCCCAGACACUGAAUCUCCUCUCCAAGGCAGCUUACACUCCGAUGGGUCCAGCGGCGGCAGCAGUGGAAACACGCACGAUGACUUUGUCAUGGUUGACUUUAAGCCAGCCUUCUCAAAGGAUGACAUUCUGCCCAUGGAUUUAGGGACCUUCUAUCGGGAGUUUCAGAAUCCCCCCCAGCUGAGCAGCCUCUCCAUCGACAUUGGGGCUCAGUCCAUGGCUGAAGACCUGGACUCGCUCCCCGAAAAACUGGCUGUGCAUGAGAAGAAUGUCAAAGAGUUCGAUGCCUUUGUGGAGACCCUGCAAUAAAGUCGGCAUCGUCCCCACCCCCCAGCAGCAGCAGCAGCCCCUUUCUUGGACACCCCUGAGGAUAGAGACCAUUCCACCUCUCUCUCUCUCUUCUCUCCCUCUCUCUCAUUUGUUAUUUAUUCAGCUUCAAUCCAGGCCAGGGGGUGGAAGGCAGAGGGAAGGGGCUUCUCCAUUCCUGCCCCAGUCAAACCCAGGGGCCAGCAUUGAAGAGGGCCCAGUCCCUGCAGCAUUUGAAUUCUGGGUUGUAACCUAAGCACAGCUGGUGAAAAAGGGGGCUUCCCCACCUCCCCCAAGGGUCUGCUUCUCAGUGUAUAUUCUACCAAGGGUCUUUCCCACGCCUGCCUAGAGCAGAGCAUUCCGACCUCAGCCCCUCCUGCUCAGCCUGCUGAACAUCACCAUCCAGUUUGGCCUGUAGAGUUAUGGACCUUCCACACCUGUCCCCUGGGUAUUGUGGCUCUAUGUAGGGCUGAGGACACCCCACCGCUACCCCAGUGUCCCAGGAACAAGAAAGGCAAGAGGGCAGUCCAGUGCGGCAGUACCACACAUGGUGCAGAGGUGGCAUUUUACUUUGCCAUCCCUCAGUACUCUGCCCACUAGACAAAAGAGCUGUGUGUUUCUGGCUGCUCUCUGUUCUGGGAGGGCUGACCGAAUAGCCCAGUGCAGUCUGUCUCCCAAGUAGUAUAAAUGCUUUCAUGACACUAUGCAAGGCUGCGUUGGACUGCCUUGAACGACUUGUCAGGUUACCUGUCCCCUGCUCCUGACCCACGGUUGUAAAUAGAAACUCAGCCUCCUACUUUGUUAGGGUUGUGUCGUUGGGCCUCAUAGACCAGGAUUCUCCUCUUUCUUUUCCCUUCCUCUCCUGUCGCUGCUCUGUGCUUAGAGAUAAGCAUCAAACAGUAAAUAUUUAUUGCUUUAAGAGAAAUGAGAUUAUUUUUUAAAAUGCAUUUGAUGUGGACUAUUUUGACCCAACUGUGGCUCUGGGAAGGCUGGGUCUUUCCUCUGCCCAGCAGGGCCCUCUUAAGAUGCCAGAAGCGGCCCUGGGACCUCUCGUCUCCAUCAGAUGCAUUGAGGACAGAGGCCUAGGGAUAGCUGUGGACUUGGGAACACUCUCCAUUUCCCAGAAUUGCUGUGUUUCAACUGAGCCCCCCAGACACCAACUUCUUGCAAGUGUGGGGGUCUCCCCACCCCUUCCAAGAAACUCUUUUUUGCUGGCUGAGAUUGCAGAGUUUUCUUCCUAAUGCCACGCUAGCUCCAUGACAAAAUGGCAGCCGCUGUGCUAAAAUGGAUGAGGCACGAGGACUCUGCCUUUGAGAGGCAAGGCCUUCAGUGCUGUGCCAUAUCCCAAAGCCCCAGGCCCCAAGUGCUUUUGGCUGCCUUAGGGGGUUCCCCAACAGGCCUAGGUAUUCCUGCUACUACUGGUGGCCUCUGAUCCUGGGUGAUUACGACUUUCUUCCUCCUGUCCACCUCUAGAGCCAUCCAAAGGGGCCAGGAACUUGAGCUUGAAACAUCGGUCAUGGGACAAGGGGGUGAACACUUCUUCCACUCCCAGCCUCCACCUCUGAAUCUAGAAGACAAGACAUUGCCCCGUUGCUUGCCAGUUGGAUCCAAAGCCAGGCGUGGGGUUGACCCAACCUUUCUAGUUGUUAUUCGGCUGCCUCUCACUGCCAGGCGUUACCUGUGUGACAUUGUCCCCACUUCCACUCCUUCCAUGUAGGGACUAUGGGCCAUUCUCCAAGGUGGAUGAAGCCUUCUAGGCCUUGGUGCAUGUAGGUCCUGAGGAAGCAGCCGCCAAAUGGAACAGAUGGCUUUCUCAAAUCUUUCAUUGUAAGCUGCAUGUGACAGAAAUGCUCUGACCUGCAUGUUCUGCCGCCCCAGUUUGAGCUAAGCCCUGUGCCCUGUUGAUCACCUAGCUGGCCUGGAUUUUUGUGCAUGAUGUCUGCUACUAGGAAGACAGGAGUGACCUCAGUGGUGAUGGGAAGGGGACAACUCACAGGUAGAUUUCACUUAACCCUCCUGUCAUUAGAGGCUAGGUUUCUCCCAGGCUUGAGGGUACAGUCCAAGGCAGUCUUGGCCCUAAGUCAUUCUUGAUCCAGAGGACAAAGGUGAGCACAACCACAGAGUCGAUCCAAUGGUUUUGGUUCAGUGUAGGACAACCCUACAAGUAUUGGUCCAUGAGUUGGCUACACCAAUUUGACCCCAGGGCUGUUCAAGGAGGGAGGUAACAUGGACCUUGGAAACAUUUUCCCCAUCUCUGGACUUCUUCCAGCUCUUGGUUGGUCAGCUCCAUAGACACCACCUCUGACCAGCUUCCCCAUGGCCCCCGCAUGAAAAUGCUGUGGUAUCCUAGCCGGGAGCACUGUCAGUACAGAUGCUGCCCUCUGCAGGCAGUAAGUGGCUGUUCUCCUUGCCAGUUUGCUCAGUGGCUGAAGGAGCUGAGAGUUAAAAUCUCACCAGUACUGAGCAGUAGCUUCAGACAAAGCCCAUGGCAGGUGGCAUAUUCCAGCCCUAGUAUGUUAGCCUUGCCCGAUGCCAAGAGAUUCGGGCCCUGGACGGGUUCUUGGGCUCUGUAUGUCUUCCUGAGGUCAGUCUAGCAGGUGUCAGCAUAUCCAGGGCAGACCUGGCUGGUGACUAGCCAUUCAGAUGCCCAACCUGGACAGGAGCAUCUUCACCCCUUCUCUGGUUUGAAAACAUUGAGCUGUUACUUUCAAAUAUAUUCUCGAGAAGUUUCCAAUAAAAUUUUUCUGUACACAA